Messenger RNA from Amoebophrya sp. A120, 8048 nucleotides. The record is from the annotation of a GenBank genome assembly. NCBI's taxonomy places the organism in Eukaryota, Dinophyceae, Syndiniales, Amoebophryaceae.
AUGCACGAUCCUCCACUCCAACCCCUUUCGCUUUUCUUCGACGAGCAAACGGACAGCAAAUCUCUGCUCGGCUGCUACACCAGCGGCGAGAAAGCGGGGGAGUUCGUGUGGAAGGCCGGGGUACUGACGCAAGCCUUGCAGGAGGGACGGUGGCUGGUGUUGGAAGACAUCGACACCUGCCCGGAGGACAUCCUCUCCGCACUGUACUCCGUCGCGCAGACCCGGGAACUGGUGCUCGCGGACAGGCAGGUCGUCAUCAAAGCGCACGAAAACUUUCAGCUGUUCGGAACCAUGCGGGUCUCUUCAACAUCGACAGCAGCUGCGGGGAAACAACCGGACCUCCACGGUUGUCGGGUUGACGCUGCUUCACCAGCAGACAUUUCUCAACAUACUGCGGCCGCUGCACCAACUACAGCAAGAACUUGUUCUACGUCGCAAAAUCUAAAUCUGUUCGACUUCGACUUCACCUGCACGGCCACCACCAUCCCGCCGCUCGUCGGCUGCUGGCACAAGCUGCACGUCCCCUCUGCGGAGAAACCCGAGCUGGUCGAGAUGCUGCGACAGAAGUUUCCAAAAACGCCGCUGGUUAUCGCGGAAAAGCUGGUCGACACCAUGUUCUUCGCGCAAACGGAGCUGCACCUUUCCACCCUGACCGCGAAAGAUUUGUCUGCCCGGAAGCUGAACGUGCGGGAACUUUUUCAACUGGCGAAGAGAAUCCAACACUUGACCUUCGAACCGAACUUCACCGAGAACUCGCGGACGGAAUUCGCCCGGCACCUGCUCGCCACCUUCUUCGCGAACUUGAACACGAAAGAGCUCCGCUCCGAGUGUGUCGAGCUCUGCGUCCGGAAGUUCUGGGAUUUGGUGGAUGUCGGGGACCGGUUGGUCUGCCUUGAAAAGCCGGAGAUCGAUCGGAAAAAGAAGGAACUGAUCAUCGGCACCCUGUCGUUGAACGAGGACAAUUUGGUGAAGGAAGUUUUGUUCGAAGACCAGGAUCACUCGGAAGACGAGUUCGAAACGAGAAAUUCCAAGGCGAAGCGGAGAAAAAAGGAGAAGCAAGAACAGAAGGCGAUUUUGAAGCAAGCAGCGGGAACGAAAAUGAAAAACGACGAUGUUUCUUUGGCCACGAUCAGCAACAGCGCGACUACUUCUAAAUCCCUCGCCCGCGAGCUCGGCAAGCAGAUCCAAAACAGUAACUUUGCCUGCACUGCGGUGCACUCCCGCGUGCUGUGGCAACUCGCGGCCGCGACGAAGCACUCCGAGCCCUGUCUGUUGGUCGGGGACACGGGGACCGGGAAAACUACCGUUAUUCAGCGGUUCGCGGAACUCUGCGGGCAGAAGGUUUUCGUCUACAACUUCAACGACCAAUCCGAGGCGCAGGAGCUCGUCGGCGGGUUUCGCCCGGUCGACGUGCUGAACCAGGAAGUGCCGGCGAUUUUCAACCAGUUCCUGAAGUUUUUCCAAGAGACCUUUUCCUUGAAACAGAACCGGAAACUCCUGGAAAAGGUGCAGAAGGCGUUUCGGCAGAAGAAGUGGGGGAAUUUUUUCAAAUUCCUCAAGCAGGUGUCCGGACAGGCGAUCGAGUAUUUGAAAGGGAGAAGUAGUCGUGUAGUUGCGACUGCUGAUGCGACUUCUGAACUAGUACCUAUGGCGGAAAGAAAAGACGCUAGCGCCGAAGAGGAUCACCAGCUCUCCCAGUUCUGGUUCAACUUGCGGAAGAAAUCGGAAGAGCUGUCGCACCAGUACAGCAACGGGGGACUGAAAUUCGAGUUCAAAGAGGGACUCUUAGUCGAGGCAAUGCGCACCGGUGCGUGGAUCAUUCUGGACGAACUGAAUUUAGCGCCGAACGACCUGCUGCAGCGGAUCCAGGGGUUGGUUUCCGGUAGCUCCGAUACGACGGACAAGAAGGAAUUAGCUUUGUCCGAAUGUGGAGAUUUGCGCGUGACCCCGCACGAAAAUUUCCGGAUUUUCGCCUGCAUGAACCCACCGACUCUGCCGUCGAUUGGAUAUAAUGGCAGAAGGAAAGGACUAGAGCAGAGCGGAGCGGAGGAAGGUGUCUGUAGUGAAGAUGCAGAACCUUCGGCAAAGCGGUUGAAGGCUGAUGGCGAGGUGGACACCACCAGCACCAGAACAAAAAAUAAACCUGUGAUGCAGCAGUCGCAACAGGCGCUCGCUUCCGCGGGGAAGAAGCAGCUACCCGCCGGCAUCCGGUCCCGCUUUACCGAGAUUUUUGUCGACGAGGUCGACUGCGAGGAAGAUUUGGAGCUUGUGAUGCGGGGAUAUUUGGCCAGAGGGCUGCUCCCAAACCCGCCCAUCCAGAAGUUGGUGGACUUCUACAAAUUCUGCCGCCAGGAAUCGAUUUCUGGGCAGCUCGUCGACGGGGCAAACAAGGUCGUGCAUUUUUCUCUUCGAAAUUUGACGCGCGGGCUCCGGUUCGCCGUCUCUCUGAUGACGAAGGAGAAUUUGAUCCACCGCGUCGAGCCAGUAACGGCGCUGGUCGAGGGUAUGCUGAUGGCAUUCGCGACUCCGCUCUCCACCACCUCCGCGGCGAUCGUUUCCAAGAAUCUUUACACCACCUUCGGCCGCGCGGACCCGGCUCUGUCCAAGGCGGCCAAGAAGAAGGAGCAAGAACCGGUCGCGCGAAUUGCGAUCGCCGAGGACAAGGGCGACACGGUGACGAAAGCGUUGGCGCACUGCGGCUCGACCAGUAUGGAAAACGUGGAGGAGAGAGUGAAUGCAAGCUGCGCGAAGGUAAUAUCGUCCACUUCUUCCCGAGCGGUAGAGGCCAUCCAGAUUGAGGACUACUGGAUCACGAAGGGGGACCAGAAUGUGGACUUCGUGAACGCACACAAGCACUUCCUCGUGACGCCCAGUGUGCGGCGGAAUCUGAAAAACAUUGCUCGGAUUUUGUCCGGCGGGCGCUAUCCGGUGUUGCUCGAGGGUCCGACGUCGGCGGGGAAGACCUCGCUCGUGAAGUUUUUGGGGAGGAUCACGGGCCACAAAUGCGUCCGCAUCAACAACCACGAACACACCGACCUGCAGGAAUAUCUGGGGCAGUACGUGUGCGAUAGCGCGACGGGGUCGUUGGUGUUCCAGGAGGGCCCGCUGGUGAAGGCGGCGCGAAACGGGGACUGGGUGAUUUUGGACGAGCUGAACCUCGCCCCGACGGAAAUUUUGGAAGCGCUGAACCGCGUUCUGGACGACAACCGGGAACUGUACAUCCCGGACACGAACACCGUUGUGAAACCCCACCCGGAUUUCCAGCUGUUCGCGACGCAAAAUCCGGCGAACGCGCUCUACGGGGGUCGGAAGCAGCUGUCCCGGGCAUUUCGCAACCGGUUUUUGGAGGUUUUCGUCGACGACCUGACGGUGAAAGAGUUGGAACUGAUUCUCCAAAAGCGCUGUGAGCUCCCCCCGAGUUACGCGAAGAUCAUGCUUGCGGUGUUCCAGGACCUGCAGCAGCACCGGUCGAACAGCAGUUUGUUUUCGGGGAAAAACUCCUUCAUGACGGUCCGCGACCUCCUCCGCUGGGCGAACCGGAAGCCGGACGGGGUGGAGGAGUUGUUGCAGGAGGGCUUUUUGUUACUCGGAGAACGGCUUCGGAAGCCCUCCGAUCAGGUGAUCGUCGAGGAAAUGCUCGAGAAGCAUGUGAAGAUGAACGCCAAGGUGCGCAUCGACUAUCGGGAGGACCGCUUUGUGCAGGAAAUUAUGGAGAAGUUUGCGAAGAAGCUGGAGAAAGACCGAGCGAACUGCCCCUCCGGGCCGCAGGGCUUGGUCUGGACCCAGUCCCUGUGCCGCAUGUGCGCUUUGGUCGCGCGGUGUGUGGAGUACAACGAACCUGCACUUUUGGUCGGCGAAACUGGGUGCGGGAAGACGACGAUCGUGCAGGCACUGGCGUGGUUGCGAGAGGAUGUCGAUGCUGAUGCUGUUGCAGGAGCUCCGGUAGCUGAAAAAGAAAUUGUCGACCAACAAGAAGAAGAAGACCACAUAAAGAUCGCGGAGCCAACAUCAAACGCUGGUCGUUUUCAAUUAGAGCAAAGUCUCCGCAUCGUCAACUGCCACCAACAGACCGAAGCAGCGGAUUUCGUCGGAAGUCUGCGGCCUAUCCGCGGCAGAGACGGUCUGAAAGCGAGUUUUUUCAGCAAUUGCGAAAAGCUGCUGCAAAUAAAGCUCGAGGUGGACGAACAUCAAACCUCCUCUAGUACAAUAGAGCAGAAGCCUACUGACAGCUUCGUGGAAAAAAUCGAAAAGGAGUUCCGUCACCCGUUGCAGUAUCAACUUGUCAAAAAGAAGUCCAUUCCCGGCGCGCUCAAGGUCCUGCGAGACUUUGACGCUUCAAAGCUUUAUUUCGGAGCCCCCGAGAGUGUGCUUAAGCCCCGUUUCUUGCGGGCUUCGUCUAGCGAAGCAGCGAGUCUACAACCUUUCGAGUCUUUCACCACGCAUUUGAAGCAAGCGAUUGAGGACGGGACCCGCGCAACGGCGCUGUUCGAGUGGCAAGACGGGCCUUUACCGCAGGCCAUGAAGGAGGGCGGGUUUUUCCUGAUCGACGAGAUAUCCCUGGCGGACGACGCGGUGAUUGAACGGUUGAACUCCGUUUUCGAGCAAGACCGCUCGCUCGUGCUCGCCGAGAAGCCCACCGGUGGGAAUGACGCGAAGGAUCUGAUCUCAGUCUUCGCUAAACAAGACUUCCGCAUCUUCGCUACCAUGAACCCGGGUGGCGAUUUCGGAAAGAAGGAACUCUCCCCGGCGUUGUAUCCUGAGUAAAAACGUCCCCACACCAGAGUUGUCAUGCAGAUUUGCAAUGACAGGAACAUUUGUUUUUGUAAUGCGCAUCGCCAGGAGAGGCAUUUUUAGUCGUGUUUUGGAAUUUGUAAUGCUGUAAACAGGACGAGCAGAUGGAUUUCUGAUGCAGCUGGCCUUGCGAACCUGCACUACGCUACGGACUGCAACUUGUGAUGCGUGACCCCCAAAAGCUCUAGGCUUGUGUUGCAAAAUCCCCAUCUUGACUCUGGUGUGGGGAUGUUUUUACUCAGGAUACGUUGCGCAACCGGUUUACGGAGCUCUGGCUCCCCGCGGUAGACUUUUCAUCGUCGGAUACGGAAUUUCUCAUCCGGGCGAGGCUGACGGACCGCCUCGGCUCGGUGUGCUUCCCGCUGUUGAACUGUAUCCGCUGGUUCAACGCGAAGGCGCAGUUCCCGCUGUCCAUGCGUGAAGUGCUCGCGUGGAUGGACUUUGUCAAGACGAACGCGCUGAAAAAUGAUGAUGCUGGUCGUGAAGAAGCGAACAACGCCGAGGAGGCUGGAGACAGCACGAUGGAAAAAAGUUCCAUCAGCGACGAGACCCUCGCGAUCAUCUACCUGCACGGCGCCUUUCUGGUUUUGUUCGAUGGGCUGGGACUGGGAAACGCGAUCGGAUCGGGCGGCAGUACGAAUGCCGUAGAGCAGAAAAAAAUCGUGAUGGACUAUUUGAUGCAGCAGAUGGACAGUUUUGGCAGUCUUUCCGCGGAACAAGCCGAGAAGGUGAAAGCGAAGUUUGGAGCGGACGGGUUCGCCUGGGUCCGGGAGAGUUUGUGUCUGGGAGGAGCCAACGGUGCGUCGCCUGGUGCAGCUCUCGGCGGCAGCAUGUUCAACGGAAGUAGCAUCUUCUCUAUUGGCAGCAGCGACAAAGCUGCAGUGCCUGUUAAUAUGGAAGAGGAGAGAGCCUGUGAUGUUGAGAAAGACGAUCCGAUGGCCGUUGAUGGUGAAGAAGGUCUUGUUCCUGGGCUAGAGCAGUCUCCAUUAUCGUCAACCACGUCGGCUUCCGAUGAGCACGACGGAACAGAAGCAGAGCAGAAAGCACUCAAAAGCCAAGAAGUUGUUGCUAUGCAAGAACAUAACAGCAAGACGAGCACUAUCACGACCGACACAGCCAACUUUUCCUUUCAAGCCCCGUCCACGGCGUGCAACGUCGGCCGGAUUCUCCGCGGGUUGCAGUUGAAACGCGCGAUCCUAUUGGAAGGCCCUCCGGGCGUCGGGAAGACCACCGUUGUGCAGGCUUUGGCGUCGAAGACCGGGAACCAACUGGUCAGGAUCAAUUUGUCGGAGCAAACUGACAUGGUAGAUUUGCUCGGGUCCGACUUGCCAGUAGCGGCGGACAGCGCAGAAGCUCCAGCUCAGGAGCAAGAGGAACAAACAAGAGCACCGACUGGUGAUGCAGUUGUGAAGACUACUUCUACUCCACCAGAAGGUGGAAGCACCACAUCGGAAUCCACCUCUCCGAAAGCCACUGAGAUGUUGAACAAAACGAGAACCGCUGACGGUAACCAGGACGUUGACCAACAGGCUCUUCGUUUCCAGUGGUGCGACGGAGUGUUGCUGAAAGCCAUGAAAGCCGGCGACUGGGUGUUGUUGGACGAAAUCAACUUGGCGAACCAGUCCGCGCUGGAGGGCUUAAACGCACUAUUGGAUCACCGCUCCGAAGUCUACCUUCCCGAAAUCGACCAGGUGGUGAAAACGCAUCCCAAUUUCCGCCUCUUCGCCGCCCAGAACCCGGUGCAGGAGGGGGGCGGGCGGAAGGGUCUGCCGAGGUCGUUUCUGAACCGGUUCACGAAGAUUGUGUUGGCGGAGUUGGAUGCCGCGGAUUUGGAGCACAUUUGCAUGCACCAGUUCGGAGGUGGAACAACAGCAACUACCAGCACUAGUUCCUCGAUUGGUAUUUUGGAUGCAACCCUGAUCAAGAAAGCCACGGCAUUCGUCUCGGAGAUUGGCCGGGUCGCCAGGGAAAAGCACUUCGACGGCGCGAGUGACUGGGACUGGAACUUAAGGGACGCGCUCCGGUUUUGCGAACUUCUGGUCAACAAAGUGCCGACGGAGGAACCUGGGAGUUCCGCGGAGUUGCUCUUUGUGUCCCGGUUGAGGCGCAGCAGUGAUCGAAUCAUUGCGAUGCAGCUGGUCAGAAAGCAUUUCGGAAGUUGUACUAGCUCCCUUGCAGAUCAAGAUGUUGACGCGCUGGCCCUUCAUCGGGAGGCUCUCGUCACGGUCAUUGGCAAGCCGGACUUGCUCUCUAAGAAUAAAGUGCCUGCUGAGCAGGUCUGCGAUGAAAAGAAAACUGGGCCAGAAGCAGUUUCCAAAACAUGCCAAGAAGAUUCUUCUUGGCUCCAGAGCAGCAGCGUCGCCAUCGACGGCGAUGCGUACGGCGGUAUUGUUGUUGGCGAAGCAAAAUUAUUGCACCAGAACACUGGAUCUUCCCAACGACAAAAGAAUUUCUCCGCGUCUUCGCACUUUGCUCUCCUGUCCGACCAAACCGUCUAUUUAAAAACCGCCAUCCACGCGGUUAACCUGAAGUGGCCCUUACUGAUUUCUGGCGGCCCGAACAGCGGUAAAACCGCCCUCGUGAAGACCCUGGGUGCCGCGGCGGGCCGAAAAGUGCGCGAAAUCAGUUUGACGCCCAGUAUGGACGCCAGUGAAUUACUAGGUUGCUUCGAGAACUACGAUGAAAAGCGGCAUAUUGCGGGUUUUUUCAGAAAAGUCCGGGAAAUGUGCUUCGCUUUGCGCAAGGAGAUGGUGGUAAAGAUAAAGAGCAAGAAGAACCACGACCUGGAAGUGCUGCUCGGGAAAAUUGAGAACACGAUUGAAGACGAUGAGUCCGGACAGAUGAAAAGCCAUCUCGACAAGCUCCAACAGCUGGAUUCCGGUUUCCGCAUGAUCCUGAACGCCCCGGCGAGGAAAAACGACGAGCGGAUCCAGAAUACUUACGCCCAACUACAGAAUCUGAUCAAUCGGCAAAACUCCGCUUCCGUCUUCGAAUGGAUCGACGGCUCUCUGGUGUCUGGGAUUUUGGAAGGUGACUUUGUGUUGCUGUCCCAUGCACAGUUUUGCGCGCCCGCGGUGCUCGACAGGUUGAACAGUCUUCUGGAGCCAAACGGGUUUUUGUUAGUAUCCGAAUCGGGCGCAGACCGGGUCGUCAAGCCGCAUCCGGACUUCAGGAUUUUCCUGACCUGCGACGUGACCCACGACACCAGCCGACAGAUCUCCAAGGCGUUAAGGAAUCGGUGUUUGGAAGUGUUUGUU